AUGACUGCCAGCACUGUCGUCCGCGCCUUUCUGCACAGAUGGGUGGCCCGUUUUGGGGCUCCAGCUGUCAUUACUACGGACCGAGGGCGACAGUUUACUUCGCGACUUUUUGCUGAUCUCUGCCGUUUUCUGGGAGCUCGCCACCAUCAAACCACAGCCUACCAUCCCUGCGCCAAUGGGAUCGUAGAGCGCCUCCACCGAACCCUCAAGAGCGCCCUCCGAGCCAAUCCUUCUGACCAGUGGGUAGAGCGAUUGCCCCUCAUCAUGCUGGGCAUACGGUCCGCCACCCGGUCUGACUUCCCGCUCUCCCCUGCCGACCUGGUCUUCGGUGCCCCACUGCGUCUGCCCGGGCAAUUCUUCGAUGCAGCCUGCCUCCAGCAGCCGGCCCCCGAUCCUCUCAACUUCGCCAUCCGCUUGCAGGCUUAUUGCACGGACUUACGGCUGCCUCCCACCCGCCCUUCGUCUCGACAAGUUUUUGUCCACCCUCAACUCGCCACAGCGACUCAUGUUUUCUUGCGCCAUGACGCCACGCGUAAGCCGCUGCAGCCCCCUUACGACGGCCCCUUCCUCGUCCACUCCCGCCAGGGCAAGACGUUAACCAUCCGCCUGCCCAACCGUCUGGAGGUUGUUUCAGUCGACCGUGUCAAGCCCGCUUUCCUCCUUCCUGACGACUCGAGCGACCCUCCGGCGCCGGAUUCGCACUGCCUGAGCGCGCCUCCUCCUCGUUCUCCUGCCCGCCGCGUCAGCUGGGCGUCUGGUCCACCAUCGGUCCGCACUGUUCCGCGGCGACCUCUGGUUCAGCGGGGGGGCCCCUGUAGCGGCCUCCGCCGACGAUGA
Molecule: messenger RNA, 837 nt
Organism: Ornithodoros turicata
Lineage: Eukaryota; Metazoa; Arthropoda; Arachnida; Ixodida; Argasidae
Exons: 1
Coding region: 1-837 (278 amino acids)
Biological process (GO): DNA integration
Molecular function (GO): nucleic acid binding
Source: RefSeq, a predicted model, not a curated record